UCCUACGCCUUUAAAAUGAGACGCGCUGAAAAUACACUUGAAAGCGUUGCCUGUGACAGACAGGUGCAGUCCGUGAAUGAAUGUCAUCCUCGGCCAUUCAAAAUCAUAAUUCUUUUCACUGAAUGUGAAUUAUAAAUACUGUGUCGUCGGAGUUGACCAGCAGAAGCCGAUAUUUGUCUGCUUUCAUUUUUGAGUCGCAUCUUUCUGUGCCUGACCUUGAAGUGCUGUUUGACGUGGAGAAAUCUGUUGACCAUCAUGAUCCUCCUGACUCCCACAUCUGAUGAAGAGUCGCUUGAAAUCAACUGGCUUUGGAAUCACAUCAAGUUCAGGUUACAAAACACAAUAGUAGGAACCCUUCCUUAAAGGUGGAGUGUGUACUUUUUUAGACUUAAGAAUAGUCCCAGUUUAAUAUGCAGAGACAGCUAGAAGUAAACUAUUCACUGGUUGAGUCCCCCUAAAAGUGUAAACACUCUGGUUUCAUGGCACUAUCAAAACAUUGCUCUGUUGGUUUGAGCAGUAUGGCAUAGCAACAUUGGCUCAAUGAAUGGUGUGGGUUUGGGGCAGAGCUAUCUAUUUUGCUGACCAGUGGCAAAAGGGGGAGUGUUCAAUCACCAUUGACACAAAUUACACACUUCACCUUUAAACCUUUUUGAUGUUUUUUAGUUUUUUGUAUUUUUUUUUUUGUAUUUUUUGUAUUCCUGAACUUAAAAGUUUUACACUUAAUGACACAUGUGCACGUGUUCUUGCAUGCUUCUCUUACCUAGAAAAUCAGCACAUGCCAAAGAAAAAUGCAGGGAUUGUCAUGCAUAGAUAUUUGUGUUUUUUGUUAUAAUACACUAUAUGGACAAAAAUAUUGGGAUACACCUCUUAAUUAAUGAAUUCAGCACUUAGCCAUGCUGUCUGUAUUUAGAAACCUUUGGAUCAUUCUGAAGAGCUCAGUGAAUUCAAGUGUGAUAAUAUGAUAUUAUGCAACUUUUGCAACCAGUCAGUUCAUGAAAUUUCAUCCAUGCUAGAUGUCCCACAAUCAGCUGUAUGUGGUGUUGUUGGAAAGUGUAAGCAUUUAGGAACAGCAGCAACUCAGCCAUGAAGCAGAAUACCACAUGAAGCCACGGAACAGGCUAGGGUCAUUGAGUGAUGAGGAUGCCAGGAGAAUUUUUUCCAAGAUGUUUUUAGACCUUUUCUAUACCAGCAUGACUGUACACCAGUGCAAAAAGCCCAUAAAGUCCAUAAAGAGAUGAUAAAAUGAGUUUGAUGCAGAAGAACUUGACUGGCCUGCACUGAGCACUGACCUCAGCCCCAUUGAACAACUUUAGGAUGUACUGGAAUGAAGAUUGUGAGCUAAGUCUUUUCGGCCAACAUCAGUGUCUGACCUCACAAAUGCUCUGCUGGAUGAAUGGGCAGGAAUUCCCACGGAAACACUCAAAAAUCUUAUGGGAUGCCUUCCCAGAAGAGUGAAAGCCAUUAUAGCUGCAAAAGGGGGAAAAACUCCAUAUCAAUGUCUAUUUAUUUGGAUGUUUGUAUGUAUGUAUUUAGGUGUCUCAAAACUUUUGUCCAUAAAGUGUAUCUGCCAAUGGGGGAUUUGAUUCUCUACUAACAUCCCAAUAAAGCUAUUUUGAAGACUUAUUGCAUAGUGAAUCAAAUUUGACCUAUGAUUAUGUGAAUUUCUCUAGCAAAACACACAUUCAACCACUUGAGAUGUCCAUUUAGAAUUUAUGCCUACUGAUUUGCUCCAACACAAAGACUUCUUUGUGUGACUUCAUUAAAAAUCACUGCAGCGUUCCAGUGGCAAAACAGUCUUGACCACACAUAAGGAAAAGCACUUGAAUUUUAGCAAGUCUUUCUUGUUUAUUUAUCUGUUUUGAGUGUAUUAACUGUUGAAAAUAUUUUAAUUUCAUAGCACAAUGUGAAUCUCAAUGUACACAUUUUGCUAUCAUCUGUAUAGUAUAGCAUUCUCAGUAGGUAUUUUAGAACAAAUUGCUGUAUCAGUGCUUGGAUACAGUAAAAACUGGAGAUUUAAAUGGUUGAUUAGGGAUUUAUGAGAAUGCUGCUUCAGGAUAUGAUGUAUGUAUGAUUGCCAGUUGUCACGGGUGUGAGUAAGUGUAACUUCUUGUACAAAGACAGACAUCUCAUUGUAGAUGGUGAUGUCCGCCAUUUUUAAUAACUCCUCAAUCAAAUGUUUGACUGAAUGAAAUCUGUUGCUUAGAAAGUCUUUCUUAAAUAUUGGACUUGAGCUACAAAUGUCUGCCAUGUGAACAUAACAUUUUUCUAGAGCUUUAGUUUGUCCGAUUAGAGGGCUGAUGACUUUGUCUUUUUGAAGAUCAAUGUAAUGUUUUAAUUAUAAAUGAGUAAUACAUUUAGUAAUGUUCUCUCACUAAACAUAUUUAUAAUUUCUAAUGAAAAUGUCAUUUGAUGUGGUAAUAGUGCCUUGUGCUUUUGGUGUACAGAGGGAUGAGCAGACAUUUGUAAUCACAUUGUUUUGAUCAUAUCUAAUAAGUGAGCAAGAGUUGCAUUCUGGUGGUAAGUGUAUAUUUUUUUAUUACCUCCUCAGCAUGUCUUUUGUAAAAAUUUUAUUACCCUUUUUUUAAUGUUUUUAAUUGCUACAAUGAUUCUUAAUUUUGACUUUUUUCCCCCGCAAAAUUACACUUUUUAAAAUUAUUUUAACUUUUAAUUAAGUUAAAUAUUUUUUCUAUUUAAGGGCAUAUCAUGCUUAAAGAAAGUCUCAUCUUUUCUUGACAUAGUUUUACAUAUAUUAUUUCUGUAUAGUUUUAUUAUUAACAUAAUGUAAUGUUUUUGUGCAGAGGUUUUUUCUUUUUCUUUUUUUUUUUCGACAUUGAUUCAACACUUUCUGCAAUAAGAGAGAGAAUCAUUGGUGGUCAUUUAUUACGUAUAUUUAAAUUACUAUGUUAUUAAGUUAUAAAGAAAUUUAGUGAAUAAUUACAAACAUCACAUGUUUAGACUAUGGAGGAAUUUGCACUUUAAAGUUAAUUAACAGAUAUUUUAAAGUUUAACUAGUUGACUUUGGUGGAAUCCAGACACUCCUUUAAUAUAUUUUUAUGUAACUGAGAACUCUCCAAACCAUGCACUGCCAAAUGGAACUGUUGUGUAAUUGCUCAUGUUUCUUUUUGGUAGCCUUUUUCCAGGACGCUAACAAACUGCUCCUAAACGAACAGGCUAACUGGGUGCAUCUAAAGGAGUUUGCCCGUAAAAAUGCUGCCAAUGCUCUUUCUGUUGCCAACAUGGUCAUGGGCAUGGCCUCAAUCCUCUGCAGUCUCAAUGGCCAUCAUCAUGCUGCGUGCUGGCUGGUUCUGAUCGGUUACCUGCUGGAUUUGGCAGAUGGAGCGGUUGCUAGGCGACUAAAUGCGUGUUCUGCACUGGGUGCAAAGUUGGAUGAUUUUGCUGAUUUUACAACAUUUGGAAUAGCAACAUCUCUUAUAUUAAGGACACCCAGUCUUUUGGAUAACAUCAUGUGCAUGUUGUAUGUGCUGUCUGUUUUUACUCGUCUCUGCUUCUUCUCUAGUGGAAUCCCAUUCAUGUAUCGUGGCCUACCAUGCAUCUACUCCUCUGCCAUCCUGGUGUGUGUUUCUCUGCUUACUGGAGGAAAUAUGACAGUACUGAGAAUCCUAGCAUUGGCCAUGAUUCUCUUCAUGGUCAGUCAGAACUUCUACCCACAUGACAGAGUACUGGAGUCUCAGGCCUGGAAGAAGGUGGUCUACAUUGGAGGAGUUGUCAUGGUGUUUUGCUCCUCCUUCCCUCCAGCAUGUGUUUACUACUUGUUAUGGUCAGUUUCCUACAUACUGUUUCCAACAACCCUAUGGAGCAGCAAAGUGUAAAGGGGUGAGGCUCACAGGUCACAGAAUCCCCUUCUUCUUCCUGCAAAGGAACAUCAAACCAAUUUAGAAACUUGUAAAACUAUUUUUAAAUAAUUUUUGUUUUGAGGUGAUUAACUUCAUGAAAUCAACAUGAUCUAAGGAGGCAUAUGGACAUCUUGAUUGCUGCUUUUGUUUCAUCGCUAAGGAUGAGAAAUGUUCUUUACCUCUGCUUCACACAUAUUGUCAUGUUUGAAUGGCAUGUUGACAGAGAAAUUGUAGGUGGUCUCGGAUACAGUUAGUGUGGUGUUUGUUGCACAGUUCUGCCUAAAUGAAUCAAAUCUGAAAAGGCAAGAGGCAGAGAUGAGAUAGUCAAAUUUGCUGUGGAAUUUAUAUUUGUAGAAUUACUGCUUUUUGGUUGUUUAAGUAACUGAAAGAUCCGAAUCAACUCCCAAUAAUUAUCAGAAUUUCAGCUUAAUUAUUAAGAAAAAUGCACAUAAGGGAAUUUUAUGCAAAUGAUCUGUGUAAUUUCAUGUAAAAACACUACAGUAUGAUUAAAGUAGUGGCUAUCAUCAUAUACUGUAGUUUAUCUAUUGCGUGGUUAAUAUGUGACUUAAAUUACUUUGUGUCCCAUAUGAUUUUAUGUGGGCCUUCAAAACAAAUGCCUCGUUACAACAUGAAAAAAAAUGGGUUGAUUUAAUUGUAAUAAAUGAGUUUAUCUGUACCAUUUAACCUCUGUUUUAAGGGGUUCUGUUUCCUGACUCGGUUAUUAGUAAUUGCUUGUGUUAAGCGAGUGAUUUUCCAUUGAAUUCGCUAUGUACUGUUCAUGAGUUCAGUGGGAAGUUGAUACCCUGCAACAUAACAGUAUUGAGGCAUUAUUUUGUGUUUUGUGCACCACUUGUGGUUACUUUUUAUUAAAAUGUAGUGGUGUCGAGAAGAAAA
Molecule: messenger RNA, 4748 nt
Organism: Carassius carassius (crucian carp)
Lineage: Eukaryota; Metazoa; Chordata; Actinopteri; Cypriniformes; Cyprinidae
Product: transmembrane protein 269-like
Exons: 8
Coding region: 3078-3830 (250 amino acids)
Biological process (GO): phospholipid biosynthetic process
Cellular component (GO): membrane
Molecular function (GO): phosphotransferase activity, for other substituted phosphate groups
Source: RefSeq, a predicted model, not a curated record